GCCAGUUAUAAACGCAGCCAAACCCAGCGCGCGAGAAGAGUGGCUGCCUCCUCUGCUCUGCACCCCCACUCCAUCUUGGCGGAGAAACCCUAGGAUUUUCUGAAAAUGCCGGCUGGACAUGGUUUGAGAUCCCGGACUAGAGACUCGUUCUCUAGGCCAUUCAGAAAGAAGGGUACUAUAGCUCUGACAACCUACCUUAGAACUUACAAAAUCGGCGACUACGUGGAUAUCAAAGUUAAUGGUGCGGUCCAGAAGGGCAUGCCUCACAAGUUCUACCAUGGACGUACCGGCCGUGUCUGGAACGUAACCAAGCGUGCAAUUGGUGUCGAAGUGAACAAGCAGGUUGGCAAUAGAAUAAUCAGAAAAAGAAUUCAUGUGCGUGUAGAGCAUGUGAUGCCUUCAAGGUGUACUGAAGAGUUCCGUCUGAGGAAAAUUCAGAACGAUAAACUGAAGGCCGAAGCAAAGGCCAGGGGAGAAGUCAUCAGCACCAAGAGGCAGCCUGUGGGACCUAAGCCAGGUUUCAUGGUUGAAGGUGCUACGUUGGAGACAGUAACCCCCAUUCCAUACGAUGUCGUCAAUGAUCUCAAAGGCGGUUAUUAGGUGUGAGCGUUGGUUAUCAUAUUGUUUGCCGGACUGCGUAGUUUUGUUUGGAUUUGAAUCCGAGGUUUUUGUCAUUGAACCCCCAAUUUUGUCCUAUUUGAUUCUAAAUACAAAAAUGCUUUGUUCUAUGAUC
Messenger RNA from Neltuma alba, 733 nucleotides. Its product is annotated as 60S ribosomal protein L21-2. The record is from RefSeq and is a predicted model, not a curated record. Gene Ontology annotation, molecular function: structural constituent of ribosome. NCBI's taxonomy places the organism in Eukaryota, Viridiplantae, Streptophyta, Magnoliopsida, Fabales, Fabaceae. Gene Ontology annotation, biological process: translation. Bases 106 to 600 code for a protein of 164 amino acids. The transcript has 2 exons. Gene Ontology annotation, cellular component: ribosome.